Messenger RNA from Nestor notabilis (Kea), 1424 nucleotides. RefSeq names its product glutamate dehydrogenase 1, mitochondrial. Gene Ontology annotation, biological process: L-glutamate catabolic process. Gene Ontology annotation, cellular component: mitochondrion. The record is from RefSeq and is a predicted model, not a curated record. Lineage: Eukaryota; Metazoa; Chordata; Aves; Psittaciformes; Psittacidae. The annotation marks the transcript as partial. Gene Ontology annotation, molecular function: L-glutamate dehydrogenase (NAD+) activity. The transcript is spliced from 12 exons.
GUAUUCGUUAUAGUUUGGAUGUUAGUGUGGAUGAAGUGAAAGCCUUAGCUUCUCUAAUGACAUACAAAUGUGCUGUUGUUGAUGUGCCAUUUGGUGGGGCAAAGGCUGGUGUCAAGAUCAAUCCCAAGAACUACACAGACAAUGAAUUGGAAAAGAUCACAAGAAGGUUUACCAUGGAGCUGGCAAAAAAGGGCUUUAUUGGACCUGGUGUUGAUGUGCCUGCUCCUGAUAUGAGCACAGGGGAGAGAGAAAUGUCCUGGAUUGCUGACACCUAUGCCAGUACCAUAGGACACUAUGAUAUUAAUGCACAUGCAUGUGUAACUGGUAAACCCAUCAGCCAGGGUGGGAUCCAUGGACGAAUAUCCGCAACUGGUCGUGGUCUCUUCCAUGGAAUUGAAAACUUCAUCAAUGAAGCAUCAUAUAUGAGUAUAUUAGGAAUGACUCCUGGAUUUGGAGAUAAAACAUUUGCUGUUCAGGGAUUUGGUAACGUGGGCUUGCAUUCUAUGAGAUACUUGCAUCGUUUUGGAGCAAAAUGUGUUGCUGUUGGAGAGUUUAAUGGUUCUAUCUGGAAUCCUGAUGGGAUUGACCCAAAGGAACUCGAAGAUUACAAGUUGCAACACGGGACAAUCAUGGGCUUCCCUAAAGCACAGACACUUGAGGGCAGUAUUCUGGAAAUAGACUGUGACAUUCUUAUCCCUGCUGCCAGCGAGAAGCAGUUGACUAAGGCCAAUGCUCACAAGGUUAAAGCAAAAAUUAUUGCUGAAGGUGCCAAUGGGCCUACGACUCCUGAAGCUGACAAAAUCUUCUUGGAGCGGAAUAUCAUGGUUAUCCCUGAUCUUUAUCUGAACGCUGGGGGUGUAACAGUAUCCUAUUUUGAAUGGCUGAAAAACUUGAACCACGUCAGUUAUGGCCGCUUGACUUUUAAAUACGAAAGGGAUUCAAACUACCACUUGCUCAUGUCUGUUCAGGAAAGCUUGGAAAGAAAAUUCGGGAAACAUGGUGGAACUAUUCCAGUUGUGCCUACAGCAGAAUUCCAAGAUAGGAUAUCAGGUGCAUCCGAGAAAGACAUUGUCCACUCUGGGUUGGCUUAUACAAUGGAGCGUUCUGCCCGGCAAAUCAUGCGUACUGCCAUGAAGUACAACCUGGGUCUGGACUUGAGAACAGCUGCCUAUGUCAAUGCAAUUGAGAAAGUCUUCAAAGUGUACAAUGAGGCUGGCCUGACUUUUACAUAAAUAAGCCAUUACCGCUCCUUGUUGUAUCCCAUCCCUCUUGCUGUUAAUGUACCCUCUUCUUGAGAAAGCUUAUCACAAGUUUACAUGUAACCACAAAAUUUUCUUUUCUUCUCACAUUAUAGUGGAUUCUAUUCUCAAUUAGUUUCAGUCCAGACUAGUCUUUUUUACAAUAAAAAUCCAUGGAUUAGGAAA